Molecule: messenger RNA, 2920 nt
Organism: Pararge aegeria (speckled wood butterfly)
Lineage: Eukaryota; Metazoa; Arthropoda; Insecta; Lepidoptera; Nymphalidae
Product: sin3 histone deacetylase corepressor complex component SDS3
Exons: 8
Coding region: 145-1152 (335 amino acids)
Biological process (GO): negative regulation of transcription by RNA polymerase II
Cellular component (GO): Sin3-type complex
Molecular function (GO): histone deacetylase binding
Source: RefSeq, a predicted model, not a curated record
CUCCAGCUCCGAGAGGAAAGUGUCUGCUGAAAAAAAAAGUGAUUUCUUUAUCCGAGUGACACAAGUAACAGUUGCAAUACGUGCCUUGACUAUAAUCCUCGCGUUCAGAGUUUGUUUCUGAAACGGUGACCGCAGUCAAUCUGUAUGCAACUGCUACGCGUUGCCUCGACCAUGUCUUACCAAGGAUCACCAUAUUCGGGUCCAGGGGACGAGUACGACUUUGAGGACGACGGGUACGACGAUAUAGACGAGUACAGGGAUCCGGAAGACACAUCACAGCAGCCGCCAGCGGACGAUAGCGAUGAAGACACAGAAGAAGCAAGUGAAACUGACGCACCCAACAAUGAUGAACCAAUUGAAAUCAAAGAACAGAUGUAUCAAGACAAACUGGUGAACUUAAAGAAACAGUUGCAGCAAUUGGAAGACAACAUACACCCGGAGUUCCUCAAGAGGGUAAAGCGAUUGGAGCAUCAGUUGCACGAGAGGCUACGCAUUAACAGGAUAUACAAAGAUCACAUGUACGACGUAGUAGAGAGAGAGUACGUCACUGAGAAGAAAGCAGCGGCGAAGGAGUUCGAAGAGAAGAAAAUUGAAUUGCGGGAGAAUUUGCUCAAUGACUUUGAAGAGAAGAGGAAGCUCAUUGAAAGUGAACGGCAUAGUAUGGAAUUGAAUGGAGAUUCAAUUGAGGUCAAACCUCCUAUGAAGAGGAUACUAAGGCGGCGGGCUAACGAGCCUGCGCCCGCGCCGGAAAAGCGACGGAAACCACUCGCAACAACUCUCACAUUCCAACUGGACGAGCGGGACAUCGAUGCGGAUUUGCGCGCGAUCUCCAGGAACUCCCCUCCGCCCAGGCAUCACACCUCAAACCACCAACCGAGGAAACACCUUAAUUCUAAUAGCUGCGACUCGCCCAUACGCGAGAGCGGGGCGGAGACUCGCAUAGAAGACGGCAAGUUGCUGUACGAGCGGCGCUGGUUCCACCGCGGCCAGAGCGUGUACGUGGAGGGGCGAGACAUGCCUCGCUUCCCCGCGCACAUACACGCCAUCACCGACGAGGCGAUAUGGGUGAAGAAGACCAAUCUGGAGCGAGUACGGAUAUACGUGUCACAGUUAGCGCGUGGAAAAGUGACGUUAAAACGACGCGCUUCGUAAACUAGUGUACAUUAUUUAUAUAGUGAUUAUACUGUGGUGAGUGGCUAUGCGCAUGUCGUUAACCGUUGGACGUACACUGCUGGACGUAGGUCUCGUGAAGAAUCGCGUCCAGCGGCACCCUGCGACUCGUUGGACGUCAUCUGUCAACAAAGUCAGUGGUGUACCAACGCUGCGUUUGUUUAGUACACGCUAGAUUUUAUACAUAAUAAUAUGAAGCAUUUUUUAAAGUGCCAACGGUGAUUUAAACCGAUCGCACGGUCGAAUGAACUGCCCAUCCGAAUAUGAUGACGUCAUUUCUAUAUUUAGAGGGAUACAGUAAAAAAGCAGAGUGCCUUCACAAGCGGAAGGUAUCGCAUUUAAGCGAGGUGUACAGUUAAUUCGACCGCUUUUAAAGAGGACUGUGAUUAUGUAAUUCUGAUGUGAUUGUCUUAGGUACUUUUCUCGAUGAAUUGAUUGUAAAAAAUGUUUUGUGGGUUUUCAAUUUGGAUGGGAUCAGUAGCGUGCACAGGGUUUUUGACCAGAGUAUGCGUACAAAGGAAAAUGACAGAAAAUGGAAAAAUCCUUCCCCUUUAUGAGCUAUACAAAAGUUUUAGGGUACGCAGUGCUUUUGUGCAUGUAUGAAGUGCACGCCACUGGAUGGGAUUUAUUAUUUUUACCAACCACCGUAUUUUGUAACUUUUAAGAGAGUUGCCAACUGGUAUCGGGUCUACAAAAAGAGGAAGACCACUGUCAAUUAGUUUCUAGAGGCCGUUCCAACUCAACCAAAAGUAAAAGUAUGCAAAGCCCAUUGUUUUCGUAUAGCUGACGUGAUUACCAUCUAGAACACACCCCAUCAAAAAUAAGCAAAACAAAAACCCCCCACCCCUCCAAAUGUAAUAACUGCAUGGCCCUCUACAGGGCGCCAAAUGUUAGUUUUCAAACUAACUGUCCAAAUUUUUCGAUUUAUAACACCGUGGAAUACCCACCAUUGAAACUAUAUAAUUUGUUAUAAAUUAUUACAUAAAAAACAAAAUUAUUUAACAAUUCACACAUAUUAACUCUUUGUUCUGAUUCUCUUUAAUCUAAGUGACAACCACAGACCCAUAAUCCCAGACUGGUGACAAACUGUCAAACACAUAGCGCCUUUGAAAGUUUUUAGUAAUCUUCGCCCUUUCUGGGACAAGUGUACAACCAUUGCUGUCAAUGUCAACUUUGAAUUGAAUACGCCCGGUUGGCAUCUUUCGGAACAGUUACCUUCGGUUGUAGACUCAGUAUUGGAUGGAAACGAUCUAAUGGAAACCUACAUACGGUUUUGGGUAGGAAUUAUCCAUAACAUAAGUAGUGAUUUAGUGUAUGACUAGUAAUCUGAGUUGAAUGACGAUAAGGUGGUUGAUUUGAAUGACGAUAAGGUGGUUGAUCAUCGGUAUGCUAAUGGGACCGGAAACCAAAAUCAAACCAAUGAUGGACUGUCCAAUUCCGGCAUCAUAUAGUUUUUGGGGGUCAUAAAUUCUAUGUAGAAAAAUAUAUUUUUAAAUAUAUUGUUGAUAUUUUAAAUGAAAUAAAAAAACAUUCCUUUACCACCAAAAAAUGAAAUCCGCCUCGUGAGAAUGUAUUUAUUGUAAAUGUGGGUAGUUAUAGAAAAUGAAAUUGUUUUUGUUCGGAUAACCGUUUAGUAUUCGUUUAAUGCCAAUAUUGUUUGUGUAUAACAAUACACAAACUCAUAAUUUACAGGUUUUUUUGUCUGCAACCAAUCAUCAUAAAUAAACAAAUAUACUAUGACAAUACACAC